Molecule: messenger RNA, 1296 nt
Organism: Triticum turgidum subsp. durum (durum wheat)
Lineage: Eukaryota; Viridiplantae; Streptophyta; Magnoliopsida; Poales; Poaceae
Source: the annotation of a GenBank genome assembly
AUGGGCAAACACGGUGCGGCGGAAGGAGUAGAUACGGACUUGGUUGCCGGGUUCUUGGUCGGAAGCCCGGAGCCACCGGAGACCGAGCUCUCGCCGCCGCCGGCACCUGCCGCUCUCGCCCCUAGAGAAGUGGCCGUCAUAGAGAAGCCGUCUAAGAAAAUUUGCCACAGCUUCGGCUCAAACGUCUCAGACUCAUCUGAACGACAAGUUUGGGAAGAUGUUACGGACAGCCUGCUUCACCUAAUCGUUGUCCUCUGCUCAUUCCAUGACUUCCUUGCUGUUACUAGCACCUGCCGCUCUUGGCGUGCCACAGUUUCUUCUUUCCUGCCCAUAUAUCACUUCUCCUUCCCACCUCUCUUUGUCAACACAGAUCUUCAUAAUGCUCAUCGGCAUAUAGGGGACGGCGAUACGUCGUACUACCCCUUAUCCAACACUAAAUGGCAGCUUCAUGAUCCUGCGAAGACAAACUUAUCCCUUCGUUGUUCAGCACUCCGACAGUCUCCAUACCAUAUGCACUAUUUGGGCUGCUCAUACGGGUAUGCUAUCUUCUACAGUUUUGAGCAAUGCUUCCUUGUUGAUGUGUACACUGGUACUAUCAUGAAGCCCCCCAAAUUCCAACACAGUGACAACUCUGAAAUCUACUACGGCAUCUUUACAGCUCCGCUAAGUUCGCCCAACUCGUACCUCCUCCUUUUCUCGAGAAAUUCUAUGUUCCAGUGGCAACUUGGAGCAAACUCCUGGACAGAACACCCUCUUAUUGCUGAACGCCGCAUUCAUCAAAUUGUGCCCUUCAAAGGUAAGAUGUUUGCCAUGGACUCCCUUCAGAAGCUCAAUAUCAUUUCUUUGGCACCUCAGCUUGGCAUGUCGGAAGUGCCAGUUGUAGUGUGCGGACAGGACAUGGUCAAACCAUGGUUGGUGGUCUGUGGUGACAUGCUUCUCAUGGUUGACCUCUGCAUACGUGUUCACGAAUUCUGCUUUCAAGCCUACCGCCUCGACUUAACAGAACCCGCUAAGUGGAUGAAGUUGGAUAAGUUGGAAAAUUGGGCUCUCUUUAUUAGCCUGGAUACCAGGAGUUCUACAUUUUCUUGCAUGAACCCUGAACGAUGGGGCGGGAAGAGUAGCUGCAUUUACAUUCCGAGUGGGUCCAAAAAUUCCGACGAACCUUGGAUUGAGGUAGAGCUUGGUCAGUUCGUGCCUACGAGUUCCCACCCCAUUACAUAUAUUCUCGGAUGGAAAAGCAAGCAGUUGGAGAGCUUCUGGGUGCUCCCCAGUUUGGUGUAUGGUGUCAGCGAGUGA